CUUCUCCUUCCAUUCUCCGCAGUGCCACCCCCCCGCCCUUCCUCCCUCCGCGCACGACUUGACCACGAGCAGAACGACUACCACGAGGAAUACGAGCAGCGGAUGGCGACCCGCACGCACACGCGGACACACCACCCGAUGGGCCACCCGCAGCGGAACGCGACAAGGACGACGGUGUCGUCGUCGGUGACGAGCAUGGACGAUGCGAGCUUUGAAGAGUUCAAGGCCGCGCAGGACCGGCGGUUCGCGGCGCUGCAGCAUGGCGAUAGAGGGAUGGCGGCGUUCAAGGCAGCGCAGAUGGAUGGGUUCCAACAGCAGCACCAGCAGCCCAGGGCAAGGUCCCCGCCCGUGAAAGAGAAGCAAAAACAAAAGCAAGUACAAGAGGAGGAGGAGACCAUGAUGGCGAUGCCCGAGCCCGAGACGGCGCUCACCAUCCCCGACAACCGCCGACACCGGCUGUCUCGGACCGCCUCGAGCCUGAGGGCAUCGACUGUGCUGACACAGCAGACAGCGGACGCGCGGGCGCAGCUGAGCCUGCUGGAGCUGCAGAUGCGGCAGGCAGAGCUCGAAAUCGAGCGCGCGCGCGACGUCGUCAAGGGCCUCGAGGCGCAGCGUGACGACGCGGAAAGGGCGGCGAGUCACGCGAAGAAGGUUGCAAGACGCCUGCAUGCGGAGAAUUUGGCACUCGUCGCGAAGGAGCAGGGACGCAAGGAGGGGUACGAGACGGGGUUUGGGCAUGGCCGGGUCGUGGCGAUGGCGAAAGUAGAGAAGGAGAGGGAAAAGAGAAGGGUCGCUAAAGAGAGGGAGGAGCAGAGGAAAAGGGCGGAACAGGAGGAGGCAGCGAGGAGAAGACAGAUUGAGGCUCCUCCACCACCACCGCCGCCACCAGCACCAGCACCAGCGCCAACACCACCAGCCCAAGUUGAAGAAGAAGAGGAACAACCAGAAGAAAUCGUGCCACAACAACAACCCAUCCGUCGUUCAUCUCUUCGCACCCAGCCACUUGAACGCUCUCGCAGCGUAUCAACCCCCAACCCAAACUCUGAUCCCGAUCCCACCCAAAGAACCCGUGCCACAAGUCUCCGGCGUGUCUCCAUCGUCGCUGACUCACCCGCUGUCGGCCGCGCAGCCUCCAUGCGCUCCGCCGCCGGCCCGAUCAACCCGUCCUCCUACUCCCUCCGCUCCGCCGGCACCCGCCACAGCGCAGCCGGCUCCGUGCUCACCUCGCUCGACUCGCUCGGCCUCGGCACGCCCCGCGCGAUGCCCGUGACCGCGCUGAUGCCACAGCCCCCGCUCGGCUGGGCGUACUACGAGGACGACACGAGCGUGACCAGCUCGCAGGUGCACGUGCCCAUGCGGCCUCCGCCGCACCGGUCCUCCGUCCCGAUGCCGGUCCCGAUCACGAUACCGGCGACAACAGUUCCGGUGGCGGAGGAGCGCAACCGCACGCCGACGAGCGUGGCCUCGAGCGUGUCCGCGAGCCUGCGCAACCUGAACUUGACGUCGUUCCCCGCGCCGGGCCGAGAGCGGGAGCUGAGCGUGAUCAUGGAGACCGCGCAUGAGGGGAGCAGCCGCUCGCCGAGCGCGGCGGGGAGCACGUGGGCGUCGCCGUAUGCGGACCCGCAAGGCGGCGAGAUGGAGCAGUGGAGACGGAGCAGCGAGGUGGUUGUGCCCCAGGUGCAAGUACAAGAGCCGCAACAGCAACACUGGGCGGAGAUGCCUGUCCCCGAGCCUGCGAUCCCGAUCCCCGCGCCGGUCGUCCCUCCACCGCAACAGCAACAACAAGCGUCGCUCAGCCCGUAUGCGAUACCGCCACCACGGCCCGGCGCGUACGUCCCCGGCAUGAUGACCCAGGGCGGGAAUCCGAGCCAGGACACGCUGUUGAGAAGGUCCUCGAGCGGGAGCACGGUGAAUAUUACGGUGGUGCCGCCGUCCCGGCCGACCUCCACCGGCCAACAAGCUCAAGCACAACCCCAACAACAACAUUACGCCCCUGCGCACCCACAGCACCAUCCCCAGCACCCUGAAGACGACUCAGACUCGGACACGUCGGACGAAUCGGACGACAUACGCCCGCCCAUCGGGUUCGGGCCCGGCGCGAGCCCGCUGCCCGCGUUCGCAAGGGGUGUCCCAAGCGGGUUCGUCCCUGGGGCUGGCCCGGGCGGAGGAGCGGGAGUUGGCGCGCGUCCACCGAGCAGACAGGGCGCCGCGCUCUAUGCCCCCGCGCCUGCUUCGUCUCUUGGUCCGGGCGGGUUCACGGUCGAGUCGGGCCGGCCCGCGAGCCGCCAGGGUCACGUGCCGCAACAGCAGAGACAGGUGCCGCUGUUGGGCACCCAGGGGAGCUUUGGCGGGUUCGACGUAGAGCCUGCACGGCCCGCAAGCCGGAAUGGCAACCCCGCGCCAACUGCGGUCCCGGGGAGCUGGUCGAUGGGUCCGCAGUUUGGGUUUGGCCAGCAGCAGCGACAACAACCACUGGCAGAGGCCCAGCCUCAGACAGGCUCGUGGAACAUGGGCCCACAGUUUGGCUUCGGCCAGCAGCAGCAGCAGCAGCCCGUCGCCCCGCAGCCCCAACCGUUCAUCCCGAGCGCCGCGGACCUUGCCCGCUCGACUACCCCCCGGCCGGGGAUUUACGCUGGCGCCUCGCCGUCCACGGGGGCCGCGCCGCUGCCCGUCCCCGCGCCAAUGCCCGGGUCCUUCUACGCCGGUGUCGCGGGCUCGACGGGGUCAAGCACCGCCUCGGCGCACCGCCGCCGCGCGAGCGUGGGCGUCACCCCCGGCCCGGCGCGCCCGCUCUCCCGCGCAUCAUCUUCUGCCCCAAGCGCGAUGCGGAAGAAGGGCAACCAUACCCCGCACCCGAGCGUGGGAAGCAUCAACCUCGGGCGGGCGAACCCGUACACGGACCCAGAUGACGACGAAGAGGAUGAGGCCGGGCCGUCUAGCUAUGGCCGCGGCGGGCCAGUGGGGAUGGCAGUGGCGGGAAGCGACGGCGGGAGCGAGGUGAGCUCGCUGGGGAUGGCGGAGCUCACGAUGCAGAACACGUUCCAGAACGCCGCGCGCGCUGGCGGCCGUGAGCCGGCGAUGAGGAGGCAGAGCGGGAGCGCGAGCGUCAGCCAGCGCACGAGUAUUGGCACGAGCUACAGCGCGAGCACUGGCCGCGGCGGCGUCGUCCCGCCCUCGCCCGCCCAUUCGUACCGCCCCAUGCGGUGA
Mycena indigotica is the source of this 3207-nucleotide messenger RNA. RefSeq lists its product as uncharacterized. NCBI's taxonomy places the organism in Eukaryota, Fungi, Basidiomycota, Agaricomycetes, Agaricales, Mycenaceae. Bases 103 to 3207 code for a protein of 1034 amino acids. The record is from RefSeq and is a predicted model, not a curated record. The transcript has 6 exons.